Dictyostelium purpureum is the source of this 2628-nucleotide messenger RNA. RefSeq lists its product as uncharacterized. NCBI's taxonomy places the organism in Eukaryota, Evosea, Eumycetozoa, Dictyosteliales, Dictyosteliaceae. Gene Ontology annotation, molecular function: guanyl-nucleotide exchange factor activity; metal ion binding. The transcript has 3 exons. The record is from RefSeq and is a predicted model, not a curated record. The coding region runs from base 1 to 2628 and encodes 875 amino acids.
AUGAGCUCAGUUAGCAAAGGUACAAGAUUUUUUGGUACAAAAAAAGAAAAAGAGGCACCACCUCCAGCAAGUUCAGUUUUCUCAUCUAUUGAUACAACAACAUCAACAACAGAUCCAAAUAAUGGAGUCAAAAGAUUAUCAGUUAGUUCUGUAGCAAAACAAUUAAAAGAAAAACAAUCUGUAAAUAGUUCAUCACCAUCACCCUCACCAUCUCCUUCUCCAAUAACAAUAAAACCAGCCCCAAGACCAAUUUUAAAACCAAGUACCUCACAACAACAGGAAUCAUCUGCAUCAUCAUCCUCAGGUGCUACACUAUCAUCAUCAACACCAACUUUACCAUCAGUUUUACACAAAUUUAAAAAUGCAGCAGCAGCAGCAGCAUCCUCCUCUUCACCUUCAUCCUCGCCAUCCUCUUCACCUUCAUUGUCAUCUACACCAACCCAACCUACUCCAUCUACAUUUAAAAAACCAUCAGCUUUUCAACUUCAACAAAAACCAAAUUUAUCAUCGUCUGUUGGAGAAUUACCAUCAUUUAAAAAACCCUCACCACCACUCCCAGCAGGAAGACCAGCACUAUCACAAUCAAUUGAUCAUAACAAUAAUAAUAAUACAAACACAAAUACAAGCACAAAUACAAGUACCUGCAGUAGCUUAAAUUCAUCAACAUCAUCGCUACCAUCUUUUUCACCUUCUAAUGGAAACGGUUUUGCAUCAAUGAAACCACCUCUAUCAAGACAAAAUACACAAUCACCAGUACAGUUUUCAUCAUCACCACCAUUAAAACCCCAACCAUCACAUAACCCAUUAAAUAAUAGUAAUAAUAAUAUAUCCAAACCAACACCUAAAAAACCAGCUUUACCACCAAGAAAUGAAUUACAAUCAUCUGCAGGAACUAUAGUGGUACCUAAAUUAAAACCAACUCCAAUAAAUAGACCUACCCCAUCAACAACCUCAAAUGACGCCCAAAGAUUGUUUUUAAAAAAGGUUAUAAACGACGAUGAUGAAACAAGUGAAAAAUUAAGUAGCGAUGAAGAUGAAUCUACAACACCAAGAGCAUCCUCUUCAUCAGCAACUAGCAAUAAUAGUAAUAAUAACAAUAAUAAAUUCAAUAAACCUAAUAACAUGGGUGGGGCUGCAAAUGAAUCAUCAACAACAUCUGCAUCCACAUCCACAUCUACAUCACCAUCAUCAUCGACAUCCACCUCACCACAAAUUUCAAAUAAAAAACCAAAAGAUCCAAAUGCAGAUAAAAUUCAAAGAAAUUAUUUAGUUCAAGAGUUAUUAUCAACAGAAAAGAAAUAUGUAAAUAAUUUAAAUAGAAUCAUUACCAUCUUUUUAUUACCAUUAAGAGAUAAAGUAAAUUCAAAAGAUAAAAUCCUUAAUAUGGAAGAAAUCAAUCAAAUUUUUUCAAAUAUUGAAACUAUUUUCAAUGUCCACAAAACCUUUUUAGUUGAUUUUGAAGAUAGAAUUACAAAAUGGUCAGAUACUCAAAAGCUUGGUGAUGUUUUCAAAAAAAUGAGCCCAUAUUUAAAAUCAUACAAAAUUUAUUCAAAUGCAUAUAACGGCAGUAUGUUAACUAUUCGAAGUUUAAUGAAAUCAAAUUCACAAUUUUCUCAAUUCCUUCAAAAAUGUUUAGAGAAACCAGCAUCAAAAGGUUUAAAUCUUUCAGCUUACCUUAUUAUGCCCAUUCAAAGAAUUCCCCGUUAUCGUUUAUUGUUAGAAUCAAUUAUUAAACAUACACCAACCGACCAUGUAGAUUAUCAAGAUUUAAUAGGUGGUAAUGAUGAAAUUUCAAAAUCAGCAAAUGAAAUCGAUGAAAAAUUAGCAGAGUAUCAAAUUGCACAUAAAGUAUUGGAUAUUCAAAAUAGUUUAAAUGGUUUAGAAGAAGAUAUUGUAACACCAACUCGUCAUUUCUUAAAAGAAGGUGAUCUUAAAAAAAUAUCUGAUCGUGUUGUAAAUAAUAGACACUUUUUUUUAUUUAACGAUUUAUUAAUUUAUUGUAAAAAAGAAAGAAAAGAUACCUACAGAUAUAAAGCAACAUUCCCUUUAUUAUCUUGUUGGGUUAAAGAUAUACCAGAUACUCAAAGAUAUAAUAAUCUUUUUCAAAUUAUUUCAAAAGAUAAAACAUACUUUUUAAGUGCUAAAUCAAGUGAAGAAAAAUUAUCAUGGAUGAAAUUAUUAAAUGAGGUUAUUGAUAAAUUAGUUGGUCAAAAUCCAGAAUGUUUACAACAAAGAGCUAAUAUUUAUGAAAGACGUGGUUCAAUGUCACCUGCUGAACUUUUCAAUGCUUUGGAUAAAAACACUCCAAUUGGCACUGAAGAAAAAAGUGACUCAUCAAAUGAUUUAAAGAAAUCAACAAAAACAAUUUGGUUAAAAGAUCAAAUGACAAAAGCUUGUAUGUUAUGUACUAGUAGUUUUACAAUGACAAGAAGAAGACAUCAUUGUAGAAAAUGUGGUAAAAUAUUUUGUAAUGAUUGUUGUCCAGUUCAAGAUUUAUCUCAAUAUAUUCAAGGUAAAAAGGUUAGAAUUUGUAAAACUUGUUUUGAGGAAAUUCAGGUUCAAUUAACUGAAAUGAGUAGUAUCAAUGGUAACGAACAAAGUAUGGUGGAAGAAGUCGCAAACUUAUAA